UGGACCGUGCACUUGAGUUUAUCACCUCUAUGCCUGUGGGACCUGGGCCGAGCAUCUGGGGGGCCCUCUUGAACGCAUCCACACUACAUGGGAACGACAAGAUGCGUGAGUUGUCGUACAAGUUUCUUGUUCAGAUGGAACCAGACAAUCCAUCCAAUUAUGUUUCCCUUUCGAACUUAUAUGCUUCUUCCCAGAGAUGGGAUGUUGUUUCAGAAGUUAGAAGGUUGAUGAAGGAGAGAGGAAUGAAGAAAUUGCCUGGAUGCAGUUGGAUUGACAUCAAGAAAGAAACUCAUUGCUUUUAUAUUGCUGACAGGGCACAUCCCUGCUGUGAUAUCAUUUAUGAGAGGUUGGAUGAACUUAGUUCAAUGAUGAAGCAAACUGGUUUGGAGCCUGCGUUUGAGAGUGGGAUAACGCUGUGUGAAUGAUGACUUGAUCUACUAAUGAGCUCCAUGAAUGGUUGAUGAAAGUUUGAGGGAAGCUCUUUAUCCUGAUAAAAAUAAUUCAUUAUCUGCAGACAGACUCGCUAGUUACAAGGCAUUAGUGGAUAUUCGCAAGCUCAUUGAGCAUGAAAUGGAAAAUUUUAAAAUGUGCGAGAAAGAAACACAGACCAAUGCAUUUUCCUAGGCUUGGGCAAUCAACCAAAGACGGUUAGUGUGCUUGAAAAAUUAAAUCGAUAGCUUUGGAGCUGAACUGGAAGGACGUAGUUUUAAAAAAGGGAAAUCAAAGCCACUAAGAAUGACUCAUUUGGAGACAUCAAUUACUUGGCACAGGGCACAUUAUAUCUUGAGUCCAGAGCAAAUCAAAGAUGUCAAAAAUUUCCUGGACGACUAUGUGGAAUGCAAUCAAGUUGCACUUGUUGAUUAAGAUUAUUGUGUUUAAUAAGUUUUCUAUUUAUGCCUAUAAUAAUGUUGAUGGCAUGUUUUUUAAGUAAAUGAGUAUGGUGUUUUUUAUUUAUAUAAUGAUGGCAUGUUUUUUUAAGUAAAUGAUGAUGGUAUGUUAAUUGAAGAAUGUUGGUAAAGACACAAAUAAGCUGUUAUGCGGUGUUUAAUUCCGGGGCAUUUGAAGCACAACAAAAAUCAAUGAAAACCCUCAGAAGAGAACAGAACAUGAAAACUUUUUUGAGAAACUUUUCUUAUUAAGCGUCAAUGGAAAAUAUCUUCAGAGAAUUUAACUUGAAAAGUUAGUUGAGUACUUUUAUUCUUCUUACUAUUCCUUGUAUGUCAUUAAGUUUGUAACUUCAGUGAUAUUUUAAGUGUGAACUUAAUUACAAUCUGCCUCAAUUUUUUUUUUUGCUGAAGUACAACUGUAAAAUGUAAAAGGUGAAAACAUAAGAUACUCUGCCAAAGUAUUAGUUGUAACUUGUAAGAAUAAAAAUCCUAAGGUUAAUCCAAAUUCGUCGUUAUAAAAAGUGAUAAAGAGAAUACCAUAUAUUGUGACAUAUGCAUCCUGAUUUUUUUUUCUGUCAAAUUUUAGGAUGACUUUGAUGAGUUUGGUGAUGCUGAUGAGGUUUAUAGCUCUCUACCUGUGGAUAAGGUUGAGGUUCUUGAAGAUCUAGUCACCAUUGGUGCCACUGGUCCUGCCAAGAUGUUGGAGUCAUAGGAAGAGAGUAAGAGGAGGAAACUGCAGAGGAGGAAAUAAGGUGCAAGCCGGUCUCUAACAUUUAAGCUUUGUCAAACAAUGCAUGGCAUUGCCCUUACAUGAAUGGAGCGAAACAACCAUUGAGGAGUGGAUUGGCAUAUCAAGCUUAUUCUUACCACGUCUUUUUAGAGAAUAUUUAUAAUGCAAAAUGCGUUUUACAAUUUCAAAAAUAGUUCAAAUGUAAAACAUUGUUAUUCCUGUGACAUUUUAUUUUUGAAGCCAUUUUAUCCUAAAUUAUAUUCCUUGUAUAAUUGAUAUAUAAGGAAUAUGUAAUCAAACAUACCGGAUGAAUUUGCUCACUUUUUAAUAUUUACUUAGAGGUUUCUUUAGGUGGGAG
This is a messenger RNA of Cuscuta epithymum, 1975 nucleotides long. The record is from the annotation of a GenBank genome assembly. Lineage: Eukaryota; Viridiplantae; Streptophyta; Magnoliopsida; Solanales; Convolvulaceae.